GGUAUCAUGUGUUCAAUAACCUUGACAAUCAUGAUAAACAGGUCAAAGAACUAUUUGUGAAGCUAGACAAAAUGCUGACUCUGAACGAAAUGGGAACUGGCAAACAAAACACUGCUUUACAAGUAUCAUGCCAACAAGAAUUAAAUCAAGAAAACCAAGCAGAAGGUGACAAAAUAUUGAACAAAAGGUUAUCAGAACAAGAAUUUCCAGUGACAACUCAGCCUUCUACAAUUCAGAUAGUACUUAUUGGACGUGCAGGCACUGGAAAGAGUACCUCAGGAAAUGUAAUCAUGGGAAGAGAAGUAUUUUUGUCUGAAGUCAAUCCGUGUUGGGUAACGCAAGAUGUACAACAAGUUGAGGGGAAUGUGUCAGGAAGACAUAUUAUUGUGGUGGAUACUCCAGAUUUAUUACAUUUAGAGAGGUCUUUCACCAAAAUCCAACAAAAGUGCACUGCACUUUCAGCUCUGGGAUCUCGUGCUUACCUUCUAGUCAUUCAGUUGGAUUGCUUUACACAGGAGGAGAUGAAAGCUGCUGAGAAAAUACAGGAGAUAUUUGGAGCUGCUGCUUUGGAUAAUACUAUUGUUCUAUUCACCUUUGGAGACAGGCCGAAUGACAAGACAAUUGAAGAGUUUAUAAAAACCAACAAGGGGCUCCAGCAGCUUGUUGAAAAGUGUGGCAACAGGUACCAUGUCUUUAACAAUCUCAAUAUGCAUGAUCACACUCAAGUCGAACAUCUAAUGUCAAAGAUUGAAAAAUGUCUAUCUGUGAAAGCAGAUAUGUGCACAAAAGAUCCAAAGCCUGCAGCUGUACCCAUACUUAGUCAAAAAACAGAAUUAUGUGAAAAACAAAAAGAGCAAGUUGAAGAAGGAGGUGAAACUAAAAUAACUGCAGACGAUUCAGUGACAAGCGUUACACAUUUUCUUCAAGAACCCGCAAUAAGGAUAGUCCUGAUUGGGAAUACUGGAACUGGAAAGAGUGCAUCAGGGAACACAAUUUUGGGAAAGAAGGAGUUUUUAUCUGAAGUCAGUCCACGCCCAGUAACACAGGUAUGUCAAAGUGCAGUAGGUAAUGUGGCUGGGAAGCAUGUUGUUGUGGUCGACACUCCUGAUUUACUGGACACUGAUCUCUCCGUGAAUGAGGUUAAAAAGAGGUGUGGUGAACUUUUUUCUUGUGAAGUUCAUGUUUACCUUCUAGUUAUUCAGCUAGGGCGCUUUACGGAGGAGGAGAGGAAUGCUAUUGAGAGAAUACAAGAUAUCUUUGGAGUUCAAGCCUUAAAGAAAAUUUUGGUUCUCUUCAGUUUUGGGGAAAGGCUGAAGGACAAGAAAGUGGAGGAGUUUCUACAGACAAAUAAGGACCUUCAACGGCUCAUAAAGCAAUGUGGGGAAAGGUAUCAUGUGUUCAAUAACCUUGACAAUCAUGAUAAACAGGUCAAAGAACUAUUUGUGAAGCUAGACAAAAUGCUGACUCCGAAUGAAAUGGGAACUGGCAAACAAAACACUGCUUUACAAGUAUCAUGCCAACAAGAAUUAAAUCAAGAAAACCAAGCAGAAGGUGACAAAAUAUUGAACAAAAGGUUAUCAGAACAAGCAUUUCCAGUGACAACUCAGCCUUCUACAAUUCAGAUAGUACUUAUUGGACAUGCAGGCACUGGAAAGAGUACCUCAGGAAAUGUAAUCAUGGGAAGAGAAGUAUUUUUGUCUGAAGUCAAUCCAUGUUGGGUAACACAAGAUGUACAACAAGUUGAGGGGAAUGUGUCAGGAAGACAUAUUAUUGUGGUGGAUACUCCAGAUUUAUUACAUUUAGAGAGGUCUUUCACCAAAAUCCAACAAAAGUGCAAUGCACUUUCAGCUCUGGGAUCUCGUGCUUACCUUCUAGUCAUUCAGUUGGAUUGCUUUACACAGGAGGAGAUGAAAGCUGCUGAGAAAAUACAGGAGAUAUUUGGAGCUGAGUCUUUGGAUAAUACUAUUGUUCUAUUCACCUUUGGAGACAGGCUGAAUGACAAGACAAUUGAAGAGUUUAUAAAAACCAACAAGGGGCUCCAGCAGCUUGUUGAAAAGUGUGGCAACAGGUACCAUGUCUUUAACAAUCUCAAUAUACAUGAUCACACUCAAGUCGAACAUCUAAUGUCAAAGAUUGAAAAAUGUCUAUCUGUGAAAGCAGAUAUGUGCACAAAAGAUCCAAAGCCUGCAGCUGUACCCAUACUUAGUCAAAAACCAGAAUUAUGUGAAAAACAAAAAGAGCAAGUUGAAGAAGGAGGUGAAACUAAAAUAAUUGCAGACGAUUCAGUGACAAGCGUUACACAUUUUCAUCAAGAACCCGCAAUAAGGAUAGUCCUGAUUGGGAAUACUGGAACUGGAAAGAGUGCAUCAGGGAACACAAUUUUGGGAAAGAAGGAGUUUUUAUCUGAAGUCAGCCCACGCCCAGUAACACAGGUAUGUCAAAGUGCAGUAGGUAAUGUGGCUGGGAAGCAUGUUGUUGUGGUCGACACUCCUGAUUUACUGGACACUGAUCUCUCCGUGAAUGAGGUUAAAAAGAGGUGUGGUGAACUUUUUUCUUGUGAAGUUCAUGUUUACCUUCUAGUUAUUCAGCUAGGGCGCUUUACGGAGGAGGAGAGGAAUGCUAUUGAGAGAAUACAAGAUAUCUUUGGAGUUCAAGCCUUAAAGAAAAUUUUGGUUCUCUUCAGUUUUGGGGAAAGGCUGAAGGACAAGAAAGUGGAGGAGUUUCUACAGACAAAUAAGGACCUUCAACGGCUCAUAAAGCAAUGUGGGGAAAGGUAUCAUGUGUUCAAUAACCUUGACAAUCAUGAUAAACAGGUCAAAGAACUAUUUGUGAAGCUAGACAAAAUGCUGACUCCGAAUGAAAUGGGAACUGGCAAACAAAACACUGCUUUACAAGUAUCAUGCCAACAAGAAUUAAAUCAAGAAAACCAAGCAGAAGGUGACAAAAUGUUGAACAAAAGGUUAUCAGAACAAGCAUUUCCAGUGACAACUCAGCCUUCUACAAUUCAGAUAGUACUUAUUGGACAUGCAGGCACUGGAAAGAGUACCUCAGGAAAUGUAAUCAUGGGAAGAGAAGUAUUUUUGUCUGAAGUCAAUCCAUGUUGGGUAACGCAAGAUGUACAACAAGUUGAGGGGAAUGUGUCAGGAAGACAUAUUAUUGUGGUGGAUACUCCAGAUUUAUUACAUUUAGAGAGGUCUUUCACCAAAAUCCAACAAAAGUGCAAUGCACUUUCAGCUCUGGGAUCUCGUGCUUACCUUCUAGUCAUUCAGUUGGAUUGCUUUACACAGGAGGAGAUGAAAGCUGCUGAGAAAAUACAGGAGAUAUUUGGAGCUGAUGCUUUGGAUAAUACUAUUGUUCUAUUCACCUUUGGAGACAGGCUGAAAGACAAGACAAUUGAAGAGUUUAUAAAAACCAACAAGGGGCUCCAGCAGCUUGUUGAAAAGUGUGGCAACAGGUACCAUGUCUUUAACAAUCUCAAUAUGCAUGAUCACACUCAAGUCGAACAUCUAAUGUCAAAGAUUGAAAAAUGUCUAUCUGUGAAAGCAGAUAUGUGCACAAAAGAUCCAAAGCCUGCAGCUGUACCCAUACUUAGUCAAAAACCAGAAUUAUGUGAAAAACAAAAAGAGCAAGUUGAAGAAGGAGGUGAAACUAAAAUAACUGCAGACGAUUCAGUGACAAGCGUUACACAUUUUCUUCAAGAACCCGCAAUAAGGAUAGUACUGAUUGGGAAUACUGGAACUGGAAAGAGUGCAUCAGGGAACACAAUUUUGGGAAGGAACGAAUUUUUAUCUGAAGUCAGCCCACGCCCAGUAACACAGGUAUGUCAAAGUGCAGUAGGUAAUGUGGCUGGGAAGCAUGUUGCUGUGGUCGACACUCCUGAUUUACUGGACACUGAUCUCUCCGUGAAUGAGGUUAAAAAGAGAUACGGUGAACUUUUUUCUUGUGAAGUUCAUGUUUACCUUCUAGUUAUUCAGCUAGGGCGCUUUACGGAGGAGGAGAGGAACGCUAUUGAAAGAAUACAAGAUAUCUUUGGAGUUCAAGCCUUAAAGAAAAUUUUGGUUCUCUUCAGUUUUGGGGAAAGGCUGAAGGACAAGAAAGUGGAGGAGUUUCUACAGACAAAUAAGGACCUUCAACGGCUCAUAAAGCAAUGUGGGGAAAGGUAUCAUGUGUUUAAAAACCUCCAGAAUCAUGAUGACAAGCAGGUUAAAGAACUUUUCAUGAAGAUAGAUAAAACAUUGACUAUGAAUAAACAGGUAGCUGGUAAACAAAAGACUGAUUUGCAGAUAUCUCAAUUAGGAUUAAAUGAACAAUAUCAAGCAGUAGAAAGGGAAAUUUCAAUUCAAAGACUACCAAUUAAAACUUUUCUAGUGUCUCCAUCACAACCUUCCACAAUCCAUAUAGUAUUGAUCGGAAGCACAAGGAAUGGAAAGAGUGCCUCAGGAAACACAAUCAUGGGAAGGAAAGUGUUCUUAUCAGCACAUGAAAUCAGCACAUGUCCAGUGACACAAAAGUUUCAAAAGGCUGAGGGUAAUGUGGCAGGAAGACAUACCAUUGUGGUUGAUACCCCAGAUUUAUUAGAUUCAGAGGGCCCUUUAACUGAAAGCUUUGGAUUUUUGGCUCCUGAACCUUGUGUAUACCUUCUUGUCAUGAAGUUAGGUCGCUUUACACAGAAUGACAUUAAAGCUGCAGAAAAAGUACAAGAUAUAUUUGGAGCUGAUUCUCUGAAGAAUACUAUUGUCCUUUUCACCUUUGGAGACAGGCUGAAAGGCAGGAGAGUUGAAGAUGUUCUGGGAAGUAACAAGAACCUCAGAUUGUUUGUGGAAAAGUGUGGAAACAGGUACCAUGUCUUCAACAAUCUCAUUUUUCAUGAUAACACACAAGUCAAACAACUUCUGCAGAAAAUUGAGUAUAUUCUUGUAGUGCAAAAUGGAGAACAUAAAUCAGACUUAAUUAUUUCACCAGGUCAAGAAGCACAUGAAAUCUCAAAAAAUGUGGAGAAAAAACAAGGAAGUAAAGAUAUGACCAACAGAAAAGAGCAACCUGUUCUUGUUGAGGGAAGAUAUACAUUUUCCUCUAAGGAUCCUACAAUACAGAUUGUUUUGAUUGGGAAUAUUGGUAAUGGCAAGAGUGCUUCGGGAAAUACAAUCCUUGGAAAAGAUGUGUUCUUAUCUGAGGUCAGCUCAAGCUCAGUAACACAGAAAUGUCAAAGCAAAGCAGGAAAUGUAGCUGGAAGACAUGUUAUUGUGAUCGAUACUCCAGCUUUAUUAGAUUCAAAAUAUUCUUUCACUGAAGUGAAACGCAUGUGUGAGGAGCUCCCCUAUCCUUCCAUUAAUGUGUACCUUCUAGUUAUUCAGCUGGGUCACAUUACAGAAGCUGAGAAGAGAGCACCUUUAACAAUACAAAAAAUAUUUGGAGGUCAAGCUCUGAAGACAACUAUGGUUCUCUUUACUUUUGGAGAGAAACUGAAGGGUAAAACAAUUGAAAAUUUCUUACAAGAAAACAAAGAUGUCCACAAGAUUGUAAAGGACUGUGGAGGAAGUUAUCACGUCUUUGAUAAUCUCAAUCAAUUUCAUCAGACGCAAGUUCCAGAAUUACUGAAAAAAAUACAAAAAAUGGAAGCAUCUGUUCAUCAAACCCCCAUACCAAGUGACAUUGUGACAGUCAGACCAAGAGCAAAUAAUAUGUUUCAGCUUUUGUGGGAAAGUGUUUGGCACUGAAAUGCUUAAAUAUUAAAAAAUAGCCUUUUAUUAUUUACAGUACUUUAUUCUACUCACUUGUUCUUAUUAAAAUUUGUAUUUGCGGUUAUUUUAAUAAUGAUAUGUCUAUUUUAAGAAUACUUCAUAAAACAAUUAAGUAGAAUCAACACAUUUUUAUAGACAUCAUUUAUAUUGUGCCUUUCCUGAAGUCAACACAACUUGUACCUUUGUGUGGUGUUUGGGUCUGUGAGACCAUUUUCAUUGUCUAUUAAAAAAAAAAAAGAAAGAUGCGACAAAUUCUGUUUUCCAUGUGAGCUCUUAUGUUUGUAUCUUAUUUUCUUUGAAAAACAUGUUAAGGGAACAAAUUUUAUUAAUAAAUACUGUGAGAUUCCACCC
Messenger RNA from Erpetoichthys calabaricus (reedfish), 6092 nucleotides. RefSeq lists its product as uncharacterized. Gene Ontology annotation, molecular function: GTP binding. Bases 72 to 5717 code for a protein of 1881 amino acids. The record is from RefSeq and is a predicted model, not a curated record. Lineage: Eukaryota; Metazoa; Chordata; Cladistia; Polypteriformes; Polypteridae. The transcript has 2 exons.